CUACAGCUCUUGCUGGGGGUAUAUACGAUAGACGUUGAACAAGCCCGCUUACGGAGAGACAACUCGAGGCUUUGCACACACGGCUCCUUUUUGUAAUUACGUUAUACUUGGGUUUGCAUGCAUACCGAUUCCUGAACCCUCAUCCCAACACCUCUCGCAUCAUGUCGGCCAGAUACCUCGCCGUGUCAGUACCAUCUUCGAUAACACCCUCUGGACACAAGGACGAUGCGAUUGGCGCCGUACAAAAAGUCGUGGGCCCAUCCAACGGCGAUGUCACCAGUUUUCAUAUCCCGGAUUUCAAGAUUGGCACGUUGGACGCAUUAUUACAACAAUCAGAGGAACUGAGCAAGCUGGAGGGGUUGUGCAAUUCGGUGGUGGGCAAAGUUGGAGACACCCUCCAGAACAUACUGGACGGGGAUGAAGAGAAGAUUAGUAUGCACAAGAACGUCAAUGACAAACCCCUCGAACAAUACCUUCGAAGUUUCUCUUGGAACAAGGUCAAGUAUCGGGCGGACCGACCAUUGUCAGAGUUGAUCGAUCUACUACAAAAGGAAGCGAAUUCAAUCGACAAUGAUGUCCGAUCAAAGUACAACCAGUACAACUCCGUACGGACGAAUCUACAAACGCUCCAGCGGAAACAAACCGGAAACCUCUCGACCAAGUCCCUCAUCAGUGUGGUCCCUCCCAAUGUCCUUGUUACCGACUCCGAACACCUCGAAACCCACCUCGUCGCGAUCCCGAACUCAAACGUCAAGGAGUUUAUGCGGUCCUACGAAACUCUCGCGCAAAUGAUCGUCCCUCGGUCGGCGUAUUUUGUCGCUUCCGACGACGAGUUCAGUCUCUAUGCAGUUACGAUGUUUAGAAAAUACAGUCAUGAAUUCUUGCACAAAGUAAGGGAGAAGAAAUGGGUCCCGAGAGAUUUCAAGUUCAAAGAAGGCGGAAAGGAGGAGGAGCAGAAGGAGGUUCGACGAGUAGAGGCCGAAGAGAAAAGAGUAUGGGGAGAGACGUUACGGUUAGGCCGGACCGGCUGGAGCGAAGGGGUGAUGUGUCUGGUGCACGUGGUCGUGUUGAGGGUGUUUGUUGAGACGGUGCUCAGAUAUGGUCUGCCGCUGGACUAUGUGGCUGUUCUGGUAAAGACCGAUUCGAAGCGGGAAAAGAAGGCCAGGCAGAACCUCGACACCGAGUAUGCUUACCUGGCAGGCAACGCCUUUGGACGAGACAGCAAAGGCCGGCCAAAGAAGGACGAAGGCAUGUCAGGUGGUGACCUUGUGACCGGUGGUGAUCAAGGAGAUUAUUCUGCUUAUGUUUGUUACGUUAUUGAUGUCGAUUGAGCGAACAGAAAGCGACGGUGGAAUAGAUGGAUAGGAUUUGGAACUGGAGUCUGAAAAGGCCUCUUUUUUUCAAUGACGAUAAAACUACCUACUUUUUCAGAUGCCCGAGGCGACGGCCCAUGUACAGUGUCAAAAGUGCCGUAGCUGAGUAUCCUCUCUUAUGGCUCCAGUCGGGUUUCUAUUGAUCGCGAGCACAUCAUGUCCAUUGUGUGGUGUGAUGACUGGGGGAUCAUGGAUGUGUUGGUUCUGUCCAUCCACUUUGCUUCACUCUGUCAGCUCCGAUCCUUUUCUGGG
Exophiala oligosperma is the source of this 1625-nucleotide messenger RNA. RefSeq lists its product as uncharacterized. The transcript is spliced from 4 exons. NCBI's taxonomy places the organism in Eukaryota, Fungi, Ascomycota, Eurotiomycetes, Chaetothyriales, Herpotrichiellaceae. Gene Ontology annotation, molecular function: proton-transporting ATPase activity, rotational mechanism. The coding region runs from base 162 to 1331 and encodes 389 amino acids. Gene Ontology annotation, cellular component: vacuolar proton-transporting V-type ATPase, V1 domain. Gene Ontology annotation, biological process: proton transmembrane transport. The record is from RefSeq and is a predicted model, not a curated record.